Messenger RNA from Gekko japonicus, 1500 nucleotides. It is a transcript of the gene CCDC9, whose product is annotated as coiled-coil domain containing 9. The annotation marks the transcript as partial. The transcript is spliced from 10 exons. The record is from RefSeq and is a predicted model, not a curated record. NCBI's taxonomy places the organism in Eukaryota, Metazoa, Chordata, Lepidosauria, Squamata, Gekkonidae.
CACAGGACCCCGCGCAGCGCCCCACACGCCCCCCGGGGCUCGGUCCGAGGGGGCCCCGGGCAGGGCCGGAUCUCCCCACGUGCCGCCGAGGGCCGCCCCGAGCAGCCCGACUGGGAAGGGGCUGACGGAGAUGGCGUGGGGGCCAGCAAGCGGGGACGAGGAGGAGGAGGCCGGAGGCCACGGGGCUGCGGGGGCCCUGCGGGGGACGCCGGCCCAGACAGGAGGUCCAAGGAAUGGGAAGAGCGCCGCCGGCAGAACAUCGAGAAGAUGAACGAGGAGAUGGAGAAGAUUGCAGAGUACGAGCGGAGCCAGCGGGAUGGAGUGCAGGAGAAGAACCCCGUGCGCAACUUCUUGGACGACCCCCGGCGCAGCGGCCCCUUCGCAGAGUCAGACCGGCGGGAAGGCAGCCGGCGCCACAUCCGCAACUGGGGGGGAGCCGAUUUCGACAAGGUCAAGACUGGGAUGGAGCAGGGCAAAGCGUGGCCCCCUCCGGGCCGAGGCGGUGGCCGGCGCCAGGAGGGGACCCUGGACAUGACGCUCUCCAUGACGGGCCGGGAGCGGGCCGAGUACAUCCGCUGGAAGCAGGAGCGGGAGCAGAUCGACCGGGAGCGCCUGGCCCGGCACCGGCAGGCCACGGGGGAGUGGCGCCGGGAGUGGGACGCCGAGAAGAUGGACACCACGUUUAAGGAGGGAGCCAAGCCCGGAGGAUCUCCGAGCAGCAGGACGGGUAAGGACGGGACCCGGGAGGUGGACAUGGCCAGGAAGGGCAGAGGCCGUGGGCGCGCACGGGGCACGCCCUCCAAGCCGUACAGCAUGCAUGAUAAUCGCUGGGAGGAGGAAGAGGAGCUGGAGGCAGCCCCCGUGGAGGCCGAGUCCCCUGCCGGCCCACUGCAGCAGGAGGAGCCGCCCGCCUCACUCCAACUGGUGGCGCCAGCAGCGCCUGAGGAGGACGAGGACCAGUGGGAGGACGUUAGUGAGGGGGAGGAGGAGGAGGAGGAAGGCAGUGGCAGCCAGGGUGCCGCCUCCUCCUCUUCCUCCUCCUCAGUGGCGGAGGAAGAUGCCCCCCGCUCCCGCUCUCCCGAGGACCCCGUGGCCAGGCCGCCCGGCCGUGACGGACCGCUCUCGCUCGCCAUGCCGUCCCCUGAGCUGGAGGCCCCCUCAAGCCCGGAGGCGAAGCCCUUGACCCCCUUCUCACUGGUGGAGGGGUACCGCCCCGUUUCUGACUGGGGGGAGGAGAUGGAGCUGGUCUCCCCGCGCACCGACUGCACCAAGAGCCUCCUGGCGCCUUUGGCCGAAGUGGCCGUGGGGGCGCCCCCCCCUCCUGGAGCCCCGGUGGAAGAGACGGGAGUGGAGGAGCCGCACGUCCCCCGGGCUGAGGGGGGUGCUACACCCGAGCCCGGAGAGCAAGGUGCCCCCCCGUGUCUGGCAGUCAGCAGCAGCGGCACCCCCGGCGGCACAGCGGAGAUCCCAGACGCCCAGCAGAGGAACCGUGACCCAUAA